Molecule: messenger RNA, 807 nt
Organism: Dentiscutata heterogama
Lineage: Eukaryota; Fungi; Glomeromycota; Glomeromycetes; Diversisporales; Gigasporaceae
Source: the annotation of a GenBank genome assembly
AUGGCACAUAUUAUCCUUAAAAUUGCUAAUUUAAUAGCAUUCUUUUUUCUUUUGGGUGUUAAUGUCUAUUCUGGUCUCGCUCCAGUUAAAGAUGCUCCUUUAGCCCACGUCACAUAUAUUUCUCCUGCUUAUUUCACUUUUUAUGUCUGGUUUCUUAUUCAUCUUUUGUUAACAGGAUUUGUUAUUUAUCAGUUCUUUACAAGUGAAGAAGAAAUUAUUAGAGCCAUUCACUGGCAUUUUGUUGGUGUUGCCUUGCUAAAUACCUUAUGGCUUGCUUUAUGGGACGACGAUAUGCUUUUCCUAGCAUGGAUCGUAGUCCUUAUAUUAGCAUGUCAAGUAACUUACAUCUAUCGCGAAGUACAUUUUGGUUUUGCAUAUGACAAUUUCUUCUCCUGGAAGUACUUUUUCAUCCAUUUGCCAUUCACUUUAUACCAUGCAUGGAUUGUUGUAGUGGUAGUUCUUACAACCUUUGCCGCUCUCACACCCGAAAAAACUUACCAAGAAGUUACAACUGAUGGCACGACAACUGAAGUUCCUGAUAGUCCAAGCAUAAUUGUACAACUUGUCGUUAUUAUAGGAUUACUCUUUCUUGAAUCGACUUCCGUUGCUUACAUUGAAGCCAAAAAAGAUUACGCGGGUGGAGCAGUCAUUGCUUGGACUUUAUAUGGCGUUUGGUGUGAACAAGAGGAUGCGGUGAUUCACUGGAGUGCACUUAUACUCGCUAUCAUAGCCACCAUUUAUCUUUUUAAACCUUUGGUCGUGGAAAUUGUUAGUGGUGGGAAAAAAGAACGGCAAUCGGAUGUUUGA